Messenger RNA from Blumeria graminis f. sp. triticale, 1194 nucleotides. The record is from the annotation of a GenBank genome assembly. Lineage: Eukaryota; Fungi; Ascomycota; Leotiomycetes; Helotiales; Erysiphaceae.
AUGUGGAUUAAUUUCAGCGUUACUCUUGCAGUAUCUUGGUUGAUACUUCAAAUCACAUGUGAUGACAUCCUAGACUCGGACAUGUACCUUCCGGAUGGAAUGAAUGGCUUCGUGUGUGAUUUAGAAUUUUAUCCAAUCGAACAUGUACGCGAAGUAGCCAAGAGAGGUAUCGAGAUAUUUCUCUCUGAAAAAAAGGUUGGAAAAUUUCCGAAAACAUUCGAAGAUACUCGACUAUUUAAUGUGAAAUCAGACAUCCUUCUCUCGUGGCCUAUCAUGUCCAGUGGCGCAUUUUAUUCCAGGAACCCAGGGAAAGUUCGCCUUAUCAUGAACACUAGAGGCCAAAUCAUGGGCAUAAUUAUGAUAACCUCCGGAAGACAACAGCAAAGAUUUCGUUUCAAUAAAUGCAGCCCGGUACGCAGGUCUCUUGAAGAGAGUAAUGAAGAGCAAAUCUUGUUAAAUGAAUAUUGGAGUAUAGCUUAUGCUUCGUUUGGAUACAGUUGCGGCAUGGACUUUUUUCCAGUAUCCAUGGUAAACAAGAUACUAGGACGAGAUGCGAAGAUUUAUUAUGAACAAAGACUGAGCGGAAAACAUAAGCUCGCCAGCCUCAAAGAAUAUAAGGGCGAUCAAUUUAGCGGGGUUAAUCUUUAUUGGUACCCCAUGCAUCAAAAAAUAUCCAACACAUUAACCUCAGGUCCGCCUGGUAAAUUUCGUAUUGUUUUUGACCUGAGCAAUGGUGAAUUCAAGGGGAUCCUCAAUAUAGAAGAGGGUAAAAAAUGUGUCCUUGUAUGGAAUUUAUCAUCCAUCCCACCGAAUAAGAUUUAUAUCUCGUCAUCUAACCUGAACCUCGAGAGAUUCAAGUCCAAAACAAUAUGGCUCUAUUUAGAGUUUGCCCUAAAACAUUGGAUGCAGACUUUCAAUGAAAUUGAGCCUAAAGUUACUCGUACAAAACAGAAAUUAAUUCGUUUCUGGCAAGUGAGACCUGAAGAAGCCAAUAAUGACUCCUCAGAUCAUAUUUUCGCGAUAGGUCACAACAUCAAAUCUGAUACUUACAACCUUUAUCUUGUUGAAACACAGAAACUUAGAAUGGGAAAAUAUGAACAAUGUCUGCAAUUUUCUAGCCAUGAAAUUCGCCGCUUACAGAAAUUUAUCGGAGAUCGACACAACUCUGAUGAAAGCUAUUCCCCGGGCCGCUGA